GAAAAUCAAGGUAAAAAGUGUUUUAAUAAAAGCUAAAAUUGUAAAUAUUAUUUUUACGAUUGUAUGUGAUGAUCAUAUGAGGGAAUUCCCCUUUACGUAACAGCGGAUUAUAUAACAUUGUCAAUAUGUGUCACCAAUGUUUAUAAUCGCUUAUAUUCUUCGUUGACAACUGUAUUUGACUGCCAGAGCAGAUUCAAAAUGAGCAUUUACCAGAAAACAGCGUUUUUUAUUAAAGGACGUCUUCAAUUCACAAAUGGUGGAUAUGCAAAGGCAGCAAAAUCCUUUCACCCUGAAGACACUAAAAAAGAUGUAAGUGACCAGGUUUUCAUGGUCACUGGGGCAAAUAGUGGUUUAGGAAAAGCUGCUGCAAUUGCUAUUGCUAAAAACGGUGGAGAAGUUCACAUGGUGUGUAGAAAUUUGGAGCGUGCAAAUCAAGCAAAGGAAGAUAUAGUCAAAGAAAGUGGAAAUUCUAACAUAACAGUUCAUGUGCUCGAUAUUUCCAAUACAAAAGAAGUUUACGAAUUCGCCAAGAAUUUUUCUUCAAACCAUGAAAAACUCAAUGUUCUUGUAAACAAUGCUGGCUGUAUGGUCAAUGAUAGAAAAACUACUGAGGUUGGAAACCUUGAGCUUAAUUUUGCCACUAACACAGUGGGGACUUAUGUACUGACACAAGAACUGGUACCCCUGCUUUUAAAAUCUACUAAGCCAAGAGUUAUAACAGUUAGUUCUGGGGGAAUGUACACUCAAAAACUGAAUGUUAAAGAUCUUCAAUCUGAAAAAGGAACGUUUUCUGGAGACAUGGCGUAUGCACAACAAAAACGGCAACAGGUUAUACUGACUGAGGAAUGGGCCAAAAUGCACCCUGAUAUUCAUUUUUCUGCCAUGCACCCUGGUUGGGCUGAUACUCCAGCUGUGAGAACAUCAAUGCCUGGGUUUUAUGAAUAUAUGAAGGAUAAUCUAAGAACUGCAGAACAAGGUGCUGAUACUAUAGUUUGGCUUAGUGUUUCUGACGCAGCUCUAGCCCAACCUAGUGGCUUGUUCUUUUUAGACCGCAAGGCAGUCCCUACACACCUGGCUCUAGCAUGGACACGCGAAUCAGCAGAAGAUAGAAACACCUUUCUGACAAAAAUCGCUGAAAUUGCUAACCAGUUUAAACCAUAAUGCAUAUAAAUAGAAAUCGUUUUUUUCUCAUAUUGAAAAUAUAUUUAGCAAAUUUGUA
Messenger RNA from Ciona intestinalis (vase tunicate), 1219 nucleotides. NCBI's taxonomy places the organism in Eukaryota, Metazoa, Chordata, Ascidiacea, Phlebobranchia, Cionidae. The record is from RefSeq and is a predicted model, not a curated record.